UCUAAUAAAUUUGUUAGUCUCUAAGGUGCCACAAGUACUCCUUUUCUUUUUGCGAAUACAGACUAACACGGCUGCUACUCUGAAACCUGUCUCUUGCAACAGUGAGUGAUUUGAAUUACUCGAUUAUCUUUCUAAUUUCCCUUUGUGUCCAACUGUUUUUCUCCCCGAGUGCGUGGUCAUGUCAAAUAUUACACAAACUCUUAAAAAUGUUGUAUUCAGAGCUGUAAUAAAGGCAAGGCAACCUGCUAUUGCCCGGAAGGAGCAAGAGCGUUGUUCUUGUAUGACCAAGGUAUGAAAUCUCAUCCUCGUGUCAGAAAUGUCACUGCUCUUGGGUAAUGAUAAUAUUUUGGGCUUGGCGGGUUUAAAUACCUGUUUCUACUACUAACAAGGCAGCUACUUAGUUUCACCCACCACUACCAGAUGCUCCAGUCUUUUGCUGCAGACUCUUGCUUUUGGCUAUUGUACAGAUAAGUUCUGGGAUACAGUUGCUGUCUGUAAGGGCUGUUGCCAGGUAAAAUGGGAGAAUUGGGAUGUACAAAAUGACAAGGCAGUAUUGCUUACAGGUAAUUCUGUUUGUCAUAGUUCUCUUUUCUUUUGUCCUCCAUCUCUCCCGCCUUCUCACUUGGGGUGUUGCCAAUUAUUUUCUUUCAUCUCUGUUGCUAUUUUCCUGUUUAAGAAUCCACAGCACUAGAAUCUAGGUCAGCAAAGCCUGGAGCAACGGAUGUUCCCACAUUGCCCCCAGGAAGUCAUGCAGAGCCACUUCCAAGGACCAUUGUGGCAGUUAGGUGCUGCAGGAAAUAUUGCCCAAAGGGGCCAGAGCAGCAGCACCCUGGGGUGCUCUGAUUGGACCACUCUUACUUUUUAACCCUGAAGGGUGCCCCAGAAAGUUGUCUGGGCAAUCACACAGACUUCUGGCUCGCUGCAACUCCAGACCUUGCCUUGUGUCAUCUCAUUUCACUCUCCGAUCUUCAGACUCCAACCCCAGCCUGACUUCUACCCUGACUCUUGCCUUCUGAUUAAAGCUCUCACAACUACUCUGACCACUGCCUUGUAGCCGCCUCUGGACUCCACAACACCAGCCCAGCAGAACUGCCUACACCUUAGUAUCUUACAUCCUGUUUUAGAUAUUUUUUUCUCACUGGACAAAUCGAGUUUAUAUAUUGUCUUUGAUUGACGGACCUUUUGCCUCCAGCUUCCCAAUAGGUGAAGCCAUAAUACUGUCUAUAACAGCUAUUACUGAGUGGGAGAAGAGAGGAUAUGACAAACAGGUUUGUUGAGCCAGUGUAUGUACCAACACCAGAAAUAGCAAGACACAAGAAAGAGGAAGACAAACCUGGCUGCCUUGCAAAAUACUUCAGUGUUGUGUGGUGUAAAGCUUCAAAGAAAAAACACAAGAAGUGGGAAGGUGAUGCUGUUCUUAUUGCAAAAGGAAAAUCUGUGAUACUGAAAGAUAUGGAAGGCAAAGACAUUGGAAGAGGUACUGGAUAUAAAUCUAAAGACCUUGAAAGUCUUGAUGAAGGUCAAACGCUGAUGAUUGGAGGAAAAGAAAUUGAAGUGAUGGGUGUAAUUUCAGCAGAGGACUUUAAUAGUGGCAAAUGUUUUCAGACUGGUGUAGGGACGUCCACCACAGUCCAAACUGCUUCUUCACAAAGUACCUUGAAACCAUUCUGUAGCCCAUUCAAAAAUGUCUGCAAGCCAAGCACUAAAGAAAAUCUACUUAAAGAGUCCCAGAACUACAAACCUCGCCAUGAUCCAAAUGCAUCAAAUUCUUUAGUUAUGCCAUAUCCAACUCCAGAUCACCAGCGGAUGUUCAAUAAGGCUGGUUUACCUGUGGUAGAUGUAGUUGUGGAUCCUUACCUUGUAAAUCAUCUUCGCCCACAUCAGAAAGAAGGAAUUGUAUUCCUGUACGAGUGUGUGAUGGGAAUGAGAUUAAGUGGCAGAUUUGGAGCUAUUCUUGCUGAUGAAAUGGGCUUAGGAAAAACAUUGCAAUGCAUUUCGCUUGUCUGGACUCUCCUACGUCAGGGGCUCUAUGCAUGCAAACCUAUAAUAAAGCAGGCACUGAUUGUCACCCCUGGGAGUCUGGUGAAGAACUGGAAAAAAGAAUUUCAGAAGUGGCUGGGAAGUGAAAGGAUCAAAGUGUUUACAGUUGAUCAGGAUAACAAAGUAGAAGAGUUCAUCAAUUCCCCACUUCAUGCAGUUCUGAUAAUCAGUUAUGAGAUGCUGCUGCGCACCUUGGACCAAAUUCAGACUAUAGAAUUUAACCUCCUAAUCUGCGAUGAGGGGCAUCGUUUGAAAAACAGCUCCAUUAAAACAGCUACAGCCCUCUUCAGUCUGUCCUGUGAGAGAAGAAUUAUCCUGACUGGCACUCCAAUACAAAAUGACCUGCAAGAAUUUUACGCAUUAAUAGAGUUUGUAAAUCCAGGAAUACUUGGUUCUUUGUCCACAUACAGAAAAAUAUAUGAGGAGCCUAUUAUUCGUUCCCGAGAGCCUUCAGCAACAAAGGAGGAAAAGGAAUUAGGAGAGAAAAGAGCAGCAGAACUCGCUCGCUUAACUGGACUGUUUAUUCUUAGAAGAACACAAGAGAUCAUAAACAAAUUUCUCCCACCGAAAAAAGAGAGCAUACUUUUCUGCCGACCAACAGCCUUGCAGCUUGAACUCUAUAGAAAACUGCUUAGUUCUCGAGCGGUGAGAUCCUGCCUACAAGGAGUACUAGAAAACAGUCCUCAUCUGAUAUGUAUAGGAGCUUUGAAAAAACUCUGCAACCAUCCCUGUCUUCUGUUUAAAGCCAUAAAGGAAAAAGAAUGUAAUCCAACUUGUGAUGAAUGUGAGGAAUCCAAUCUUUAUGAAGGUUUAAGAGAUAUUUUCCCACAAGUUUAUACCUCCACCACUUUCACUGAAACUGACUCAGGAAAAUUACAGGUCCUGGCAAAGCUGUUGGCAGCGAUCUGUGAACUCAGCCCUUCUGAAAGAAUUGUGUUGGUAUCUAAUUAUACACAGACAUUGAAUAUUUUGCAAGAGAUGUGCCAACAUUAUGGAUACUCUUAUACAAGACUCGAUGGACACACUCCUGUCUCCCAGAGGCAACAGAUUGUGGAUAGUUUUAAUAAUAAAUUCCGUUCAGCGUUUAUCUUUUUGCUGAGUUCGAAGGCUGGCGGUGUAGGUCUGAACCUUGUUGGAGCAUCUCAUUUAAUUUUAUAUGACAUUGACUGGAAUCCAGCCACAGAUAUUCAGGCAAUGGCCAGGGUGUGGAGAGAUGGUCAGAAACACACUGUGCAUAUUUACAGACUGCUAACUACAGGCUCAAUAGAAGAAAAGAUCUAUCAGAGACAGAUCAGCAAGCAAGGCCUUUCUGGGGCAGUUGUAGACCUUUCCAAGACAUCUGAACACAUCCAUUUUUCCAUUGAAGAACUUAAAAAUCUCUUUAUACUACAUGAAGAUUCCAGCUGUGUUACCCAUGACCUGCUUGAGUGCAACUGUAUGGGAAAGAAAGACCAUCAAAAUCCUUCUUCAGAAAAGCUCUCUGUGUAUAGAGGUUGCCAGCUUGGACAACAUCAUGAGAAGGCUGAUUCAAAGAAACCUCUUUCUAUGUCACAGCUGAUGCAAUGGAAACACUUUUCGGGGCAGCACCAGACUCUUGCUGAUCCCUUCCUUGAAAGAAUAAAGACGAGUAUUUCUUUUAUUUUCCAGAAUGUAACCAAUCAGGCUACUCCCACCACAUAAAACUAAAUUAUUUUUCCAUCUACAUGAUGUGCCUUGUACUCACUGGUGCUAGUCUUCUAAGAAAAGUAAAGUAUGCGGUUGCCUUUAUGUUGCUGCCAAAACUCAGUUUAGGCCUUGUUUUUACGAGGAGGUUUCUGUGUAAAUGUACAGCUGUUGAUGUUUUUUGUAAAGUUAGAGAGAGACCAUCAGAUUAAAAGUACCUUAUUAGUAAAUAGUUAUAACUGAAAGAAUUUUAAAUAUUUAAUUUGCUUUUCAACACAUCUGCUGGCUUGGUAUAAUAAUUAGUAGUGGUUAAACUAUUUUACACAACCUCCUAGUUAGGCCCAAACUAUCUGACAUUUUCUUUCAAUGUUAAUAAUACAUUAAUAAUAAUAAUAAUAAUAAUAAAUACAGAGAUGACAACUUAGCUGGAUGUUAGAGGGCACAUUAGGCUAUAGUAUAUAUGUGAUGUUUACAAAUCUCUGACUGGAUUUGUCUCUGCACCUGUAAAGAUAAUGGGUCUGAUUCACCACUACGUUACUCCAGCUUUACCCCAAUAUAACUCAUGGUUUCAAUGGAGUUACCCCAGCAUAAAACUAGAAUAGCAUAGUGGUCCAUCAGACCCAGAUUCUGAGACCACAACUUAAUUGUGCUUGACCAUCUUUUAUGAGAAACAGCAGUGCACGGUGCAUUUAGUUGGGGAAAUUAACAUUCUGUGAUUCCCAGCUAUACUCAAUGCAGGUGCAUGUGUUUUCUAUCUAAAUAGAUAUCGUGAACAUAUUUUUCUGAAUCUCAAAGCAUUGCAUACAAUAUAAUUGCAGUAUAAUAUUAGGAUGAUAAUUUGUUUCUUUAUGUGAUCAGGCAUAAGAAUCUGAAAUAGCAAUUAUAGCUUUAAAAGUACCUUUUGUGGUAUCUCAGCUAUGCAAUUCCUCUCUCUAAGAAUAUUUUAUUCACAAAUGUGAAAAAUGGAAUCUUGUGAACAAAAAUGUGGCGUUAUUUCCAGGAAUACUAGAAGUGUAUAGAAAGUGAAAUCACUUUUAAUAAAAUUAAAAUU
This is a messenger RNA of Dermochelys coriacea (leatherback sea turtle), 4753 nucleotides long. RefSeq names its product RAD54 homolog B (gene RAD54B). Gene Ontology annotation, molecular function: DNA translocase activity; ATP-dependent chromatin remodeler activity; ATP binding. Gene Ontology annotation, biological process: double-strand break repair via homologous recombination; reciprocal meiotic recombination. Lineage: Eukaryota; Metazoa; Chordata; Testudines; Dermochelyidae. Gene Ontology annotation, cellular component: nucleus. The coding region runs from base 1258 to 3720 and encodes 820 amino acids. The record is from RefSeq and is a predicted model, not a curated record. The transcript is spliced from 13 exons.